Hemibagrus wyckioides is the source of this 4489-nucleotide messenger RNA. It is a transcript of the gene eml3, whose product is annotated as EMAP like 3. The coding region runs from base 294 to 3266 and encodes 990 amino acids. Gene Ontology annotation, biological process: microtubule cytoskeleton organization. NCBI's taxonomy places the organism in Eukaryota, Metazoa, Chordata, Actinopteri, Siluriformes, Bagridae. Gene Ontology annotation, cellular component: mitotic spindle. The transcript has 24 exons. The record is from RefSeq and is a predicted model, not a curated record. Gene Ontology annotation, molecular function: microtubule binding.
UGCCUCCGUCGCGCAUUUCCUGCCUAUGUGUGGUUUUGGACUGGGGUUGCAUUUUCAGUCGGUCGCCCAAAACACACACACACACACACACACACACUCAUACACACACGCGCGCACUCACACUUACGCACAGACACAUGUGUCUUCUCUUUUUCCCCGGAGUGUUGCUGCUGAGUACAGUUUACUUUCUGACUUUUUCUUACAAAACAAAAAAUAUAUAAUGACUCGAGUGGAUCCUUUACAUGCGACCAUGCGCCGUUUGAAAAAGGUGUAAAGGAGGAUCAGAUUGAAUCAUGGAUGGAUCAACAAACAGUCUGGAUGAUGUGUCGGCUGGAAGCAGCACAGAGUUUCCAGACAGGCUCUCACUUAUGGAAGUGCGGCUGCAGGCACAGGAAGAUGAGAUCACACUGCUCAAAUCGUCAUUGGCCGACGCACUGCGUAAGCUCCGCCUCCAUGACCAACAGAUCCCACUACUGAAGCAGCAGCUAAUUGCUAUGAACCCAGGUUCAGCUCGGGUGUUGAAUCAGUCGUUUUGCGUUGAUGGCUUCUCCAAAACCUACAGACACUCCACCAGUUCUCUGGACGGACUGCACCACACAUCCGAAAGCCACGUCUCAAACUCAGCUGAAAACGGAGAGAGCAGUAGAGCUCACUCUAUCCCCAGCCUGAAAACAGGCACUAUUGAAAAAGCCACACAAACUGAACCCUGGAACCCUGAGCCUGAGAGAACGCCUUUGGCCCUCACCAGGGCCUCCAAGAGUCUUUCUCUGGAGGACGCGCUUCCCGAAAGCGUCUCUCUCACGGAAAAGGCACUGCACAAAGCCCAGCAGGAGAGUCAGGAGGAAGAAGACAGCGAAGAGAAGGAUAAAAUCUGGCAGUAUAAAGUGGAGGAGACCAUCCAGCGCACAACGAUCAAAAACCUCCAAAAACAACACAGCAAAAGCAGUGAAGAAAGCCAAGGCUCGGCUCCUCAGACUCCAACUUCCAGUUCUCCAGCGCCACCUAAAGAGCCUACACACAGCGGAGCUCUUUCUCCUAUUCUGGAGGGCGAGAAGAAAUUGCUGGAGCGGAGGAACAGUGAUAAAGUGGUAAAGGACAUGCAGGACAAAACCAAACAGCGAAUGCCCAAAAAAGCAGCAUCGUCUACCAACCUGCUGACCAGAUCUCCCAGUCUAGAGGGGCGAGCGAAAGACCUCCUCUCCAGCACAGGAUCCCAGGGUUCGAGAAGGGGAACACAGGGCCAGUCGAUCAAAAUGUUCAUCCGUGGACGGCCGAUCACCAUGUACAUCCCCUCAAACAUCCAGAACUAUGAAGAACUUAAGAUGGACCUUCCUUCUGAGAAGCUGGAACUGGACUGGGUCUAUGGAUAUCGAGGACGUGACUGUAGGGGGAACUUGUACACGCUUCCGUCAGGAGAGGCAGUGUAUUUUAUAGCCUGUGUAGUAGUUCUUUAUCACGUCAAUAGACGAACGCAGCGCUAUUACCGUAAACACACGGACUGCGUGCGAUGUCUAGCAGUCCAUCCAAACAAAGUCUUCAUAGCAUCCGGACAGACGGCAGGUGUGGAUAAAGAUGGCAAGCCUUUACAGCCGUUCGUCCACAUCUGGGACUCCACUACACUGACAACGCUGCAGCAGAUUGGGCUGGGUACGUUCGAGCGAGGUGUAGGAUCCGUGGCCUUCUCGAGCGCGGAUGCUGGGACGUUUCUGUGUGUGAUUGAUGACUCCAAUGAGCACAUGCUGUCUGUCUGGGACUGGAACAGAAACACCAAAAUUGUUGAAGUAAAGAGUACUAAUGAGACUGUGUUCGCGGUGGAGUUCAACCCUGCAGACACCAAUAAUAUCAUCACUUGUGGGAAGUCUCAUGUUUACUUCUGGACUCUGAGUGCUGGCACACUGACCAAGAAGCAGGGCAUCUUUGGCAAAUAUAAGAAGCCCAAGUUCAUCAUGUGUUUCGUGUUCAGUUUAACUGGGGAUGUAUUAACAGGGGAUUCCGAAGGGAAUAUCCUGACAUGGGGCAAAUCAGCAGCUGACAUCAAGACACUGGGCAAAGGUGCAAAAGAGACGUUUCAGAUUAUGAAGCAGACCCGAGCACACGAAGGCAGCGUCUUUACCCUGUGUGUCCUGCAGGGAGGCGCUCUGCUCAGUGGCGGCGGAAAAGACCGCAGGAUCGUCCGAUGGAGUGCAGACCUAGCGCCCGAGAGGGAGUGUGAGAUUCCAGAGAAGUUUGGAGCGGUCCGUACCAUUGCAGACAUGGACGGAGAGGAACUGCUUGUUGGAACGACCCGGAACGCCAUUCUCCGAGGCACAUUUUCAGAUGGCUUUGUGGCCAUAGUGCAGGGUCAUGUAGAUGAGAUGUGGGGUCUGGCCACACACCCCACUCAAAACAUCUUUCUCACUUGCGGCAAUGACAGACAAGUGUGUGUGUGGAACGCUGAAGAACACAGCCUGGGCUGGUGCACCACUUUAGAGGAGUCAGGUCUGUGUGCUGAUUUCUGUCCCAACGGAUCUGUUGUUUCUGUCGGACUGAGCACCGGAAGGUGGCUGGUGCUGGACCUGCAGACCCAAGAAGUGGUGUCUGAUUUGACUGAUGGAAACGAGCAGCUCUCUGUCAUGAGAUACUCACCAGAUGGCAGCUUUUUGGCUGUUGGUUCCCAUGACAACUUCAUUUAUAUUUACAGCGUGACAGAGGGGGGUCGGCGCUACACACGCUUCGGAAAGUGCACGGGUCAUUCCAGUUUCAUCACCCAUCUUGACUGGUCCAAAGAUGGGAAGUAUAUCAUGUCAAAUUCAGGAGACUAUGAAAUCCUUUACUGGGACGUGGCUGGAGGCUGUAAAUUGCUGCGAAAUCGCUUUGAGAGUAAGGAUCGCGAGUGGUCUUCAUAUACCUGCGUUUUGGGCUUCCACGUCAUGGGCGUGUGGCUGGAGGGUUCAGAUGGAACAGAUAUCAACGCUCUGUGUCGCUCGAACAGUGAAAGGCUGGUAGCAGUGGCUGAUGAUUUCUGCAAAGUUCACUUGUUCCAGUAUCCGUGCCCUAAACCGAAGGCACCCAGCCACAAGUAUGACGGUCACGGCAGUCACGUGACAAACGUCCGCUUCACUCACAGUGAUGGUCACCUCCUCUCACUGGGUGGAAAGGACACAUGUAUCCUCCAGUGGCGAGUUAGAAGGGGCGGAGCUGGAGACAACAAGGACCAUCCAACCUCUUCACUUCCUCCCUCCUCUUCCACAGAACCAGGAAGCCAAACUGAGAAGGGGAUAGAAUGAACAGCGAGGGGAAAAAAAAAAAAACAGUGAAAAGUGAAUAUCAGGUUGCACAAACUAAGUAUAAUUCAGCCUACGUUUGACUGUGCUGAAAACAUCCUCGAGUUCUUCUGACCAACAAGGAGUGAAAUGAUGGGAGUUUUCACCAGGUUUACAUGUUAUACUAUGCAAAUUCUAUAGAAAGGCGGACCAAGACUUAUCUUUCUGUAUUCUGAUAUCAGCAAAUGAUUUAUUGAUUAAUGUGGCUUCGCAGGGCAUCAUCUCGAAAGAAAAACAAGUGUCGCAAUUAUUAUUCUCAUCAUAGUACAUGUUUACAUUACUGAACUCUUUCUCCUGUUCGUUUUCUUUGCAGCUGUGAUGCCUGACUAUGACGUACUAAAGAUGUUUGUGUCUUUACACUAUUAAACAUAAAUCAUUUGUCUGUGUAAUAUUGACUAACUGAAAUAUAACAGUUGCAUUCUUGGCACAGUAUGGCAUAGCAGAUGGUAGAGCGGGCAGGGUUGUCACCUCACAGCUCCAGGGAACUGGAGACCUAUUCAAUGUUGAGUUUGGGUUACUGUCUGUGUAGAAUUGUACAUAAUCCUCCAGGUUCCUUCUUCCCAGAAAUACCUGCAUGCAGCUGAAUUGGCUACACUAAAUUGCCUGUACGUGUGGGUGUAUGUUUUUGUGGUGUGCCAUCUAAGGUGUAUUCUAAUCUCAUGCACAGUGCUGCCAGGAUGAAAUGGUUAGUGAAGAUGAAUUUUGUCACUGUACUAAAACACAGUCACAGCAUGCCUUUCUUUGAUGUUAUCCUUCCAUUCAUCCAUUUUCUGUAUCACAAGCUGGGGGACACCAUCACAGGGGUCACACUCACACACUUGGGACAAUUAAGUGAUUCCAAUCAGCCUGUAAAGCAUGGCUUUGGACUGAGGGAGGAAACCAGAGUACAAAGAGGAAACCCUAGAAGAAUGCAGAGAACAUGCACACUCCACACAUAGGGAAAUGACCAACCCCAUGGUCACUGUGCCCUCUUUUUACUCAAUGUUAUAUUAAUGUUUACAUUUCCAGUGUACGACAGAAAUGAGUACACCACUGUGCAUCAUUACUUAAAUGUCAGAAUGAUUGCUGAAUAAUUGCAUUAUUCUCAACCAAAAAUAAAUACUUUUGGAAAGACUAUAUUGAAAAUUCAGGGCCCAAAGUAGAAACUCAAUGCAACAAAACUGAAUAAACGUGUGAUUUCCAAUUAG